Messenger RNA from Zeugodacus cucurbitae (melon fly), 1314 nucleotides. RefSeq lists its product as uncharacterized. NCBI's taxonomy places the organism in Eukaryota, Metazoa, Arthropoda, Insecta, Diptera, Tephritidae. The transcript is spliced from 2 exons. The record is from RefSeq and is a predicted model, not a curated record. Bases 102 to 1175 code for a protein of 357 amino acids.
UGUGAUUAGUUUCUUAAGCGAAGAAGAAGAAAUACACUUUGUUUAUACUCAUAUGUUGUUUUGGUUUUUUGUUAAUAAAUUUGGCUUUAAAUAUUAUAAAAAUGGUUUAUUGUUCUGUACCGGGUUGUGAAAAAUUCAAUAAAGACCAAAUUAAACGAUUUAUGUUCAGCUUUCCCAAAAGAAAAGAUUUAUUGGAAAAAUGGCUUGAAGCGAUACCUAGUUUAUCACAGCCUGUUAAAAGUUCUUGGCGAAUUUGCCAAUAUCAUUUUAAACCAGAAGAUAUUUUACAGGCAUUCAGUCAUACCAUUGGCGGAGAAGUCUACCUAAUCGAAAGGGAGAGACCGAGACUUAAACCGAAUGUAGUACCAACAAGAAAUCUACAAAUCAACAAAGACACAAACAACGAGCGGGAAGCUAAAUCGAAAAAGAAUCAUAUCCCACAUGUUUUGAAGCAAUCUAAAGAUACUGACGCUAUAAAUAAAAGAUGCAUUGAAGAAGUAAGCUUGGACGAUAACCAAGUUGUCGUACAUGAACAGAAAUGUAAAAGGUCAUGUAUACGCAAUGUUGUUGAAAUUCUAGAAGUUCAACAUGAACCAAACAUUGAAGAUAUUUUGCACAAAAACUCGGAAUUCCUAGAAGAGGACGCUGAGCAAUUUGAAACACAAAGUAUAGAAGACACUAAUAAUGAGUGUAACCAAAAUUUGGAUAUAGAUGAUGGAACUGAUAAUCUACAGGAUAAAGAAAAUAUCGUUGUGAAGAAUUUAAGUGACAAUAAAAACUGUUCCAAUCCCAUACCAGAGGUAGAAUCCUUUGACAACCUCUUUGAUAGUGUUUUUGAGGUAGUUUUGCCUUCAACGCUAUGGGGAGUUCAUCGCUCCCCACAUCAAAAGCGUAUAAUGUUCGUAUACAUAGAUGAAGAGCAAUUAAAUAUACAAAAAAUGUUGAUAGUGGAUGAUACCGGUGACCUCAAAAUGUAUUUAAUGACAAGGCUUAUACGCGAAGAGCAUUGGCCUGUUGACAUUUUAACGCCAGAACGUAUAUCAGAUAUGCUUGCAGAGUUAGAGUCCAUGCAAAUAUGUCUCGGUGCAAAUGUGUCUGAAAUAUGUGAAGUGCUGCUUACAGAUGUUAAUAGCGAUGAGCAAACAACGCAAAGAUUAUGCAAAAAGUGCUGUUAAAACUUUAUUUAUAAGCUUAAAGGCAUAGAAAUAUAUUAUUUCCGUGAAAGUUCAAAAUUAUAAUAAUAACAGGAAUAUAAUUAUGUAUAUGAAACACAAAUUUUAUGUAAAAAUAAACCCACGUUAUUAUUGUUCAAAA